AAGCUGCUGGUCACCCAAGCUAGAAACCAUGGUGGAUUCCCCCGCUGCUCGUGAGAAGGAGGAGGAGGCGACCUUGCUGCCAGAAGAAUGGCUCAACCUCGCCAUUCUCUGCAAGGCAUUCGUUUCCAAGGCCAUGAACGGCCUGGGCACGCUGGCGACCAUCUGGGCGACUGUUGUCCUGCUCGGUGGAUUCGCGGUCCUCAUUAAAAAGCAGGACUUUUGGUACGUCACCAUCAUCGCUUUCGUCGAAUCAAUCGGGGUCCUGGGUGGUUACGAGGAUCCCACAUACCAAAUUUUCAUACGCACACCAGGAUUGCUGAUAGACGCUUUGAAGUCGGCAGAUAAGAAGGAGCAACAACCCAGUUUGUGGAGAAGAAGAAUCCAGCAUUAUCAACAACAACAACAAAACCAGUCUAGAGGCACGAGAAGAAACAGGCUGCAGGUUAGAAAACAUAAACAUUUUGAGGAGCUGACCAUGUCCAAAAGAUGCCUCGGGGUGGUCAUCCUUGUGGUCAUGCGGCUGGUCGAGAUCGCCGCUGUUGCCAUAUGCAUUGCCGUGUCCUUUGGGCGUCUCAAGAAGCAGGACUACGUGGACCCCAAGGACAGAGACGCGGCGGACCACCAGAACAUCAGGCUGUCCCUGAACAUCUUCUACGGGCUGGUGCUCGCCCAGAGCAUCAUCUUCAUCAUCAUGCGGCUGAGCCCGGAUUCGCUGUUAGGGUUCCACAUCAGAGUCAAGUAUAGAUUAUUUGGGUCGUCCGGCCGAGAAAUAAUGUACCGCUACCUGAGUGAUAACUACCUAGAGUUCAUCACUGGGAAUGUGCGCACCACCCUCAAGAUGAACCUCAUCACCUUCGCCAUGAAGUUGGUGGUGUCUGACUCCACUGUGGAUGACCAGUUGGUUGGGAUCCGAGCCAUGGACCGCAUCCUCAGAUCAGUGGAGUACAACAGCCUGGCCCUCACGAGGCUUCGAGCAUCUCUCGACGCUGACUCUUUGGGGAGGCUGGUCGGGGUGCUAGGCUUGGUUAGGACACCAGACGAGAAGGAAAUGAGAGGCCAUGCUGCAAGAGUAGUUCUCAAACUAGCUCCAGACAUUCCGGUCGACACUUGUCCUCAAGCCAUGUCUCUCAUCUCUUCUUCCCUGGUGGAGACGGCAAGCAACAUGGAUGUGGAUCUCGUCUGGUUUGGCUUGCGCAUCCUAGACAAGCUCACAGAUAACCAACAGAACUGUCGGCAGGCCAAGGGCGACCUCAGUGAUCUACUGCCCAAGAUCAUAGACCUCACCAACCUCAACCAGCGUGGGCGUGGCAGCAGCAUCUCCGACUCUUGGAUUGAACAAGAGAUUAUUCCUCUGCUUGAAAGAGAAGAGGACAUCCCUCCCACUGCCAUACAGAUGAUUGACCAACAGAUUAUUGUUGGCAUGUCGCUCAAAAUCUUGAGCAAGCUGGUUGCCAAGCCUGGUGAUGUUGGGAAGGGCCUCAGGGAAAAGGCCGCAAAAUAUAUGAACCUCCUGACCGACAGCGGGACAAUCUUGGAGCACGUGGGAGCAGCAAGAGUCAUAGCAUGCUUAGCACUGAAUGAAGAUCAAAAGCAAGAGAUUGGGGGAUCACCUCAGAUCAUAAGGAAGCUCAAGGAGUGUCUUCUCUCCAAGGAGCCACACGUAGAUAUCACCAAAGUGGCUGCCAAGUUACUGCUUCUUGAGUACACUACCAGGGAUCAGCUGAACCAGAUUAAGUCGUCCAUCGAGGAGAAGAAUGUUCUGCAAGAUCCAAGCUUCUCUGUACCGACCACGGCCUUCAUAGGAGCACUUGGCCUGGAUCAAAUUUUGCCAUCAUGGAUGCAGAAGCAGCAGAUCGCCGUGCAAGAUCUUGAUCUGGAUGAUCUACUUUCAGCGGAGCAGGAGAACCGCUGUGAGGCGGCUGCCAAAGCACUAAUUGUGCUAACUAGUGGAUGUGAGAAAAAUGCCGCGGCCGUCCUACAAGAGAUCGCUGAGGAUGAGAUGAAGACAAUAGUGGGGAUGCUCUUCCAGGAGGACCGAGAGGAGAAAAGGAGGAGGAUGCAGGCCCGCUUACAGGAACGCAAUCUUCACCCUGAAACGUCGCGGGUAGUCAAGAAGAUAAUCUGUGCUGAGGGUGGAGGGCGCACAAGAAGCCUGCAUGCAAAGCUCCUACAGAAUCUGCGUGCCCAUGGAGUGACAGCAAAUUCUACUCAUCACAUACCAGUAAUAGACGGAGCACUGCCAGAGGUGCUAAAUGCCAUAGUUGAUGAGGUGGCCAAGUUGGAGCGUUCAGCAUGUACCAGUGAAAACUUAUCUCGUAAUGAUGGCCCUUGGGUUGAAUCGGGAAAGGUGCUUGAGAGUUUUAUAGGCCUCACUUUCCAGAUUUGCAAAGGCCUGAAUGCAUGUGGUUUUGCCAAAACACUAGAGGGUACCAAUCUUACUCUGGACACAUUGGUCAUGAAGCUUAACAAAAUACUCGAAUUGUACAAGUAUACAACUACCGAUUUUCCUAGCAUAAGGCGAUCUACACUUGAACUCAUGACCUGGAUGGUACAAAAGAACAGCAACUACAGAGAAAUAUUCCUACAAUGUGGAGUGUAUGAGCAGCUGAAAGAAGUGGCAAACACUGCUGGAAGAGCUGAGAGAUUUGAGCUGUUCCUCUGCGGUGUUGGGGUUGGUGGUAAGGACAUAUCAUGCAUCCCUUCUCUUGUGAGUGAAUUAAAGAAACAGCUUGAGCUCUGCCCCCAUUUCGAACAAAGAUCACACUACUACGGAGCACGUGCAGACACCAUAACUGUUUUGGUCGCCUAACUCAUAUCGUUUCGUUGCUUUUGGCAUGAAGCAUGUCGACUGUGUGUCUAUGGUUGUGAUUUGUAUUUCAAGCAAGAGUAUCUUAAUGUAUUUGUUUAUUGAACUUCAGCUCAUGUCUAAGUGUGGUUGUGGUUUUUGGUCGGUGCAAGUCUAUUGGCAUGAACAAUUGGUGAGCAGCUUCUUUAUUUAGUUUUUCAAAAUUGUAAUUUUUUAUGAAUUCACUGUUUUGUGGAAGCCUUUCAAUAAAAGAAACAAAAUGUUGU
This is a messenger RNA of Triticum urartu, 3072 nucleotides long. RefSeq lists its product as uncharacterized. NCBI's taxonomy places the organism in Eukaryota, Viridiplantae, Streptophyta, Magnoliopsida, Poales, Poaceae. The record is from RefSeq and is a predicted model, not a curated record.